AUCCGAGUUCCCGGAUGAGGGAACAUUCUGCAGUAUAAAGGGAGCGGGGAAGGCGGGAGACAGCGCAGUUUGAAUCGCGGUGCGACGAAGGAGUAGGCGGUUGGUUUUCGCUGGGUGUCUGACUAGUCCUUUCUCUGCCUUGCUUGUUUGAGCUUCAGCAGAAUUCGAAAUGGCUGGCGGUAAGGCUGGGAAGGACUCCGGAAAGGCCAAGACAAAGGCGGUUUCCCGCUCGCAGAGAGCCGGUUUGCAGUUCCCAGUGGGCCGUAUUCAUCGACACCUGAAAUCUAGGACGACUAGCCAUGGACGUGUGGGCGCGACUGCCGCUGUGUACAGCGCAGCCAUCCUGGAGUACCUCACCGCAGAGGUACUUGAAUUGGCAGGAAAUGCAUCGAAAGACUUGAAGGUAAAGCGUAUUACCCCUCGUCACUUGCAACUUGCUAUUCGUGGAGAUGAAGAAUUGGACUCUCUCAUCAAGGCUACAAUUGCUGGUGGUGGUGUCAUUCCACACAUCCACAAAUCUCUGAUUGGAAAGAAAGGACAACAGAAGACUGUCUAAAGGAUGCCUGGAUUCCUUAUUAUCUCAGGACUCUAAAUACUCUAACAGCUGUCCAGUGUUGGUGAUUCCAGUGGACUGUAUCUCUGUGAAAAACACAAUUUUGCCUUUUUGUAAUUCUAUUUGAGAAAGUUGGAAGUUUAAUUAGCUUUCCAACCAACCAAAUUUCUGCAUUUGAGUCUUAACCAUAUUUAAGUGUUACUGUGGCUUCAAAGAAGCUAUUGAUUCUGAAGUAGUGGGUUUUGAUUGAGUUGACUGUUUUUAAAAAACUGUUUGGAUUUUAAUUGUGAUGCAGAAGUUAUAGUAACAAACAUUUGGUUUUGUACAGACAUUAUUUCCACUCUGAUGGAUAAGCUCAAUAAAGGUCAUAUCCCAAACUAGUUGUGUAUAAAAUUUGCUUGAUUAUAGUAGGAACAGCUUUGUUUUGAAUAGGUAUCUUAGCUAGCAAUAACUUAAGCACAUUUCUUCCCUUGAAAUUACUGUUAAUUCUGUCUGUAGAUCAACAAAGUUAAAAGGCCCAAGUAUUUUUUUUUAAAUACAUUGUAAU
Molecule: messenger RNA, 1100 nt
Organism: Budorcas taxicolor (takin)
Lineage: Eukaryota; Metazoa; Chordata; Mammalia; Artiodactyla; Bovidae
Product: histone H2A.Z
Exons: 5
Coding region: 170-556 (128 amino acids)
Cellular component (GO): nucleosome
Molecular function (GO): DNA binding; protein heterodimerization activity; structural constituent of chromatin
Source: RefSeq, a predicted model, not a curated record